This is a messenger RNA of Aaosphaeria arxii CBS 175.79, 1031 nucleotides long. Its product is annotated as ribosomal protein L27. The transcript is spliced from 2 exons. Bases 25 to 807 code for a protein of 260 amino acids. Gene Ontology annotation, biological process: translation. The record is from RefSeq and is a predicted model, not a curated record. Gene Ontology annotation, molecular function: structural constituent of ribosome. Lineage: Eukaryota; Fungi; Ascomycota; Dothideomycetes; Pleosporales. Gene Ontology annotation, cellular component: ribosome; mitochondrial large ribosomal subunit.
AUUGACCAUCAACAGCACGGAGCCAUGCUCCUCCCACGGAUAUUUGCGCCCGCCCGGGCUUGCCUACAGCCUUCCUCGGUCACCCUUUUACCCUCACGAGUCCUCGAUUCCGUCCGCGCCGCCAAUGGCACAACCCCCACAGUUCUCUUUUUCGUGAGACACGCAUCACAUCAGUCCCAAGGACGAGCCAACGGCGCAAAAGAUGGACCUGGAAAGCGAUUGGGAGCCAAGAAGAGUGGAGGAGAAUAUGUUAUUCCCGGAAACAUCAUCUUCCGCCAAAGAGGGACUGCCUGGUAUCCCGGUGAAAAUUGCAAGAUGGGACGGGAUCACUGUAUAUUUGCUACAGAGUCUGGAUAUGUCAGAUACUACCGCGACCCGUUGAAGCACCCGAAUCGCCAGUACAUUGGUGUCGUUUUCGAGAAGGACCAAACCCUCCCAUACCCACAAAACGCAGCACGAAAGAGGAGAUUGAAUAUGAGCCCGGUGGUCAGGGAAAUAGAAUCCUCUUCUCUCGAGGGACAGGCCGUUGUUAUUGGUGAGGGAGCCGGUGCCGAGACCAGCGUGCCAGAGACACCCAGCGAGAAGCCAUUGAGGAAUCUUGUGAUGGGCAAAGGAUAUGCCUACCGCGAGGCCAAUUGGGAGAUUGGAAGGGCGGCCGAGAAAGCGAACGUUCAGGUCAGGAAGUUUAUACCUGGUGAUCGAUUCACGGCAUGGCGAAGGUCCGCUGCAAGAAUUGCGGCGAACAUCGAGAAGAGGAAGCUUAAGAACGCCGGUAAAAAGGCAUCGAAGCCUAAGAAGAAGAGGUGAACGAGUUGACGGUACAUUGCUGUAUAAAUAUUUGUAAAACGAGCGGGCUAUGAUGCCAUUUACAUUUUGACUUUUGCACGAUUUCGCCCUCAUGAUUCUUGUUAGAUAAAUCUUGUCUCUGAUAGACGUUACACAGUGAAAAACGGGGAAGAGACAUGCUCUAUGUUGUGUAUGGUACUUUAGCCAUAGCAAAUUAAGAUCUAUCACGCCAUAUAUAUUAUGAG